AUGCAACACACCGGCACUCCCUACAGCAUCACCAACGCCCUACGAGCCGCCUUUAAUGAGACACUAAUCGCCAGGAGAGCCGGAGUUGCCACGCCUACCAUCCAACAACGGCGAGCAUUCCACGAGUACUUCGUCACACAUCUACCUUCAUCAUCACUCUCUCCAGACCGACAGCAUGGCGGCCAACACCACAAACUACCGCGCGACGAAUCCCAACCGCAUUCCGGAUCUUCAAGCCGAAGCGCAGCCAACCUACAGCAGGGAGGCAGAGACACCACAAUCGUGCGGAUACCAAUAAAAAGCGCGAAGCAUCACUUCGGUGCCGGAAUAAGCAGAGGAAGUCGGCCGUAUAAUGAAGACACAUACCAAGCGGGCACGAUCGAGAUUCCCUCAUUUGCGAAGAGGCAGCCGUUAAGCAUUGGCAAACGGAAAGUGGGUGGCGACGUAGAGAGCGCGAAAAGCGAGAGCGGCGAUCCACAAGUCUUCUUCUUUGGGGUGUAUGAUGGCCAUGGCGGGGCGGAGUGCUCAGAAUUUCUAAAAGAGCGAUUGCAUGGUUACGUGGAAGAGGCUGCCUUGUUGUUCGGGAUGGAAUCGUCACUACAACCUGGAAGCACCGCUGACGCGGACGAGCUGGAUUCAGAAGGGGGCGUCAUGGGCGAGCAGGAUGCGGAAGAUUUGCAGAAGAGUCUGGUGAGCACAUGGCGAGAAACGGUGGGAGGCUACUUCAAGCGGUUCAAACCGGAGUACUUUCCAGCGGUAGCACCAAGGGCCAGAGACGGAUCGACAGAGACUCUUAACAACAGCUCCAUCGAGACGAUCAUGUCUUACGCUUUCCUAAAAGCCGAUCUCGACUUCACGACUGCCCAAGCCAGCAAGCAUACCGAGGAAGAGCGGUCUGCUGCCGACGACCCGGUGCUCUCGGACAAACCUCUUAACGAGAACGACCUUCUUUUCCACCCUGAACGGCCGGCUUCCCAGAACCUUCGCUCUCGCCAAUCUUCACGACCUUCUUCCACGCCCGACCUCAAUGCUCCUAUUGGUGGCAGUACCCGCUUCAAAGGCGGGUCAACAGCCUCAGUCGCUCUCAUCUCUACCUCCACACCCACACCUUUCUGGAACCCAGCCUCUCCUUCGACUAUCCUCGCGGCCCACGUUGGCGACACCCGCAUUCUCCUCUGCCGCACGUCAGACGGCAAAGCCAUACCUUUGACAAUGAACCACCACCCUUCCGCGCCGGUCGAGGCUACCCGUCUCCGCCGCUACGCCGCCUCUUUUGUAACGGACUCUUUCGGCGAAGAACGUGUACUCGGACUCGCCAACACCCGAGCCUUCGGUGACAUUGCCUCCAAACGCAUAGGCGUGAGUGCCGAACCACAAAUCACGAAGAUUCAGGUCCCACCCGCCGGCUUUGCAUUUAUGGUCUUGAUGUCUGACGGCGUGAGCGGGCAUCUGUCCGAUCAAGAAAUCGUCGAUGUGGUGAAGGAAGCCAAAACACCGGCACAGGCGUCGAACGAUCUGGUCGGGUUCGCGGUCGAGACGAGCGAGAGUGGUGAUAAUGCGACGGCUUUAGUUGUGAGGAUGGGUGGGUGGGAAAGGAGGAGUGAAGGAGGUGGGGGGAGUAUAGGGACAAAGGAGCAGAGGCAGUAUAGGAAAGAUGAAGCGAUGGACCCGCGGAGUCGGCGGCGGUGA
This is a messenger RNA of Saxophila tyrrhenica, 1689 nucleotides long. It is a transcript of the gene PTC6, whose product is annotated as Protein phosphatase 2C 6. Gene Ontology annotation, biological process: protein dephosphorylation. Bases 1 to 1689 code for a protein of 562 amino acids. The record is from RefSeq and is a predicted model, not a curated record. The transcript has a single exon. Gene Ontology annotation, molecular function: [pyruvate dehydrogenase (acetyl-transferring)]-phosphatase activity; cation binding. Lineage: Eukaryota; Fungi; Ascomycota; Dothideomycetes; Mycosphaerellales; Extremaceae. Gene Ontology annotation, cellular component: mitochondrion.